Messenger RNA from Vigna unguiculata (cowpea), 2019 nucleotides. Its product is annotated as Flavin containing amine oxidoreductase family. Lineage: Eukaryota; Viridiplantae; Streptophyta; Magnoliopsida; Fabales; Fabaceae. The record is from RefSeq and is a predicted model, not a curated record. Gene Ontology annotation, biological process: porphyrin-containing compound biosynthetic process. Gene Ontology annotation, cellular component: chloroplast thylakoid. Gene Ontology annotation, molecular function: protoporphyrinogen oxidase activity, oxygen as acceptor.
AAAGAAUCUUAGGUGGUUGAUCUAUAGCGUGUUUCUCAAAUUUUCUUGUCUGUAGCACAGAUUGAAGAUAACGAACAGUGCCGCCGUUAUUUCCUCCUUCUCCACUGUGCGCCCGCCAUGGCUACCGUCUUCAACGACAUCCUAUUCCCGCCGAACCAAACCCUUCUCCGCCCCUCCCUCCAUUUCCCGACCUCCUUCUUCACCUCACCCCCUCGAAGAUUCCCUCGCUCUCGCCCUAACCCUAUCUUCCGCUGCUCCAUUGCCAAGGAAUCCACCGCAUCUCCGCCCAUAACCAGAGACUCAGUCCCCGUCGACUGCGUAGUCGUCGGCGGAGGCAUCAGCGGCCUCUGUAUCGCCCAGGCCCUCUCCACUAAACACGCCAAAUCCAAUGUCGUCGUGACUGAGGCCCGAGACCGCGUUGGAGGCAACAUCACCACGCUUGAGAGGGACGGGUAUCUUUGGGAAGAAGGUCCCAACAGUUUUCAGCCCUCUGAUCCAAUGCUCACUAUGGUGGUGGACAGUGGUUUAAAGGAUGAGCUUGUUCUGGGGGAUCCCGAUGCACCUCGGUUUGUGUUGUGGAAUGGAAAGUUGAGGCCCGUGCCCGGGAAGCCGUCAGAUUUGCCUUUCUUUGACUUGAUGAGCCUUGGUGGAAAGAUCAGAGCUGGCUUUGGUGCGCUUGGAAUUCGGCCUCCUCCUCCAGGUCAUGAGGAAUCGGUUGAAGAGUUUGUUCGUCGGAACCUUGGGGAUGAGGUUUUUGAACGAUUGAUAGAGCCUUUUUGUUCAGGGGUCUAUGCAGGUGAUCCUUCAAAAUUAAGUAUGAAAGCAGCAUUCGGCAAAGUUUGGAGGUUGGAAAAAAAUGGCGGUAGCAUUAUUGGUGGAACUUUCAAAGCAAUACAAGAGAGAAAUGCAGCUUCAAAACCACCUCGGGACCCGCGUCUGCCAAAACCAAAGGGUCAGACUGUUGGAUCUUUCCGGAAAGGACUUACCAUGUUGCCAGAGGCCAUUUCUUCUAGAUUAGGCAACAAAGUAAAGUUAUCUUGGAAGCUUACAAAUAUUAGUAAACUGGAGAGCGGAGAGUACAGUUUGAUGUAUGAAACACCAGAAGGUGUGGUUUCUUUGCAGUGCAAAACUAUUGUCCUUACCAUUCCUUCCCAUGUUGCUAGUACAUUACUGCGUCCUCUGUCGACUGCUGCUGCAGAUGCACUUUCAAAGUUUUAUUACCCUCCAGUGGCUGCAGUUUCCGUAUCCUAUCCCAAAGAAGCUAUUAGAUCAGAAUGCUUGAUAGAUGGUGAACUGAAGGGAUUUGGUCAAUUGCAUCCACGUACCCAGGGAGUGGAGACAUUAGGAACUAUAUACAGCUCAUCACUUUUCCCCAACCGAGCACCUCCUGGAAGGGUUCUACUCUUGAAUUACAUUGGAGGGGCUACCAAUACCGGAAUUUUACAAAAGACGGACAGUGAACUUGUUGAAUCAGUUGAUCGAGAUUUGAGGAAAAUGCUCAUAAACCCAAAUGCUCAGGAUCCAUUUGUAUUGGGGGUGAGACUGUGGCCUCAAGCUAUUCCCCAGUUCUUAAUUGGCCAUCUUGAUCUUCUAGACGCUGCUAAAGAUUCUCUUAGAAAUACUGGGUUUGAAGGGCUGUUCCUUGGGGGCAACUAUGUCUCUGGUGUUGCCUUGGGACGAUGCGUUGAGGGAGCUUACGAGGCAGCAGCUGAAGUAAACGAUUAUCUCACAAAUAGAGUGUACAAAUAGUGGCAAAUUUUGUUUUCAUGGAAUGGGUCGGAACUCUCGUGUUCCAUUGAAUUGUAAUAAUCACAGUUUCUCAAAUUCGUUCGUUAGGUUUUUGGUGGCUUCUACUGCAGAUAAUGUAAAAUUCACUUUAUUUUGUUCAUUAUCUAUUAACAUUUAUUUAGGAGGACUGAUAGCUAUUCUUUUGUCAUUCCAUAAUGUAGGAGGGUCAAGGUAGUCAAAAUCAUAAGUUCAAUCACAUUUAAGCUCAGCAUAAAAUACUUUUGGGAUUCA